UGAACCCAGCUGUGUGUCCUUGAAGAGUGACCGGUCAAAGAAUGUUAUUAUUGAGUUUAAAGAAAACCAAAGUUCUGCUGUAAAGAGGGUCCAUCAGAAAAGAGACUCUGUUGCAGAUGAACCCAGUUGUUUGUCCUUGAUGAGUAACCGGUCAAAGAACGUUAUUAUUGAGUUUAAAGGAGAGCAACAGUCUUCUUCAGAGAGAGUGGACCAGCAGAGCUCAGAGCCUCCCAGCAGUCCGUCUGUCCAGCAGCAUCAGACACAGCUGGACUCCAUAUUUCUGCUGCUGGAGGACAACAUUGUCAUGUUUGUGAAGAACGAGCUGAAGAAGAUCCAGAGGGUUCUGAGUCCAGAUUACCCAGAAUCCCUUGUGUAUCUGUUGGAGGGUGAGGAUGAAGCGCAGCGGAAGAGCAGCAGAGAGGCGUUUGUGAAGAUCACAGUGAACUUCCUGAGGAGAAUGAAGCAGGAGGAGCUGGCUGAGUGUCUGCAGAGCUGUGCGUUUGGUGCAGUUUAUCAAAAGCAGCUGAAGUCUAAGCUGAAGAAGAAGUACCAGUGUGUGUUUGAGGGGAUUGUUAAAGCAGGAAACCCAACCCUUCUGGAGCAGAUCUACACAGAGCUCUACAUCACAGAGGGAGGGACUGGAGAGGUCAACGAUGAACAUGAGGUCAGGCAGAUUGAAGCAGCAUCCAGGAAACCAGACCGAGCAGAAACAACCAUCAGACAGGAAGACAUCUUUAAACUCCCACCUGGAAGAGAUGAACCAAUCAGAACAGUGAUGACGAAGGGAGUGGCCGGCAUCGGGAAAACAGUCUUAACACAGAAGUUCACUCUGGACUGGACGGAAGGCAGAACCAACCAGGACAUCCAGUUCUUGUUUCCAUUCACCUUCAGAGAGCUGAAUGUGCUGAAAGAGAAAACGUUCAGCUUGGUGGAACUUGUUCAUCACUUCUUCGCUGAAACCAGAGAAAUUUGCAGCUUUGAAGAGUUCCAGGUCGUGUUCAUCUUUGACGGUCUGGAUGAGAGUCGACUUCCUCUGGACUUCCACAACAAUGAGUUCCUGACUGAUGUUACUGAGUCCACAUCGGUGGAUGUGCUGCUGACAAACCUCAUCAGGGGGAACCUGCUUCCUUCUGCGCGUCUCUGGAUCACCACACGACCCGCAGCAGCCAAUCAGAUCCCUCCUGAGUGUGUCUCCAUGGUAACAGAGGUCAGAGGCUUCACUGACCCACAGAAGGAGGAAUACUUCAGGAAGAGGUUCAGAGAAGAGGAGCAGACCAGCAGCAUCAUCUCCCACAUCAAGACAUCACAGAGCCUCCACAUCAUGUGCCACAUCCCAGUCUUCUGCUGGAUCACUGCUACGGUCCUGGAGAAAGUCCUGGAGACCAGAGAGGGAGGGAAGCUGCCCAAGACCCUGACUGAGAUGUACAUCCACUUCCUGGUGGUCCAGGCCAAACUGAAGAAGGUCAAGUAUGAUGGAGGAGCUGAGACAGAUCCACACUGGAGUCCAGAGAGCAGGAAGAUGAUCAGGUCUCUGGGAAAACUGGCUUUUGAGCAGCUGCAGAAAGGAAACCUGAUCUUCUAUGAAUCAGACCUGAGAGAGUGUGGCAUCGAUGUCAGAGAGGCUUCAGUGUACUCAGGAGUGUUCACACAGAUCUUUAGAGAGGAGAGCAGCCUGUACCAGGACCAGGUCUUCUGCUUCAUCCAUCUGAGUGUUCAGGAGUUUCUGGCUGCUCUUCAUGUCCAUCGGACCUUCAUCACGUCUGGAGUCAACCUGCUGGAGGAACAAAAAAACACCUUCAGAUGGUUUAAAAUAAGAGCAGAGACUGACCUCUAUCAAAGUGCUGUGGACAAGGCCUUACAGAGUCCAAACGGACACCUGGACUUGUUCCUCCGCUUCCUCCUGGGUCUUUCACUGGAGACCAAUCAGACUCUCCUACGAGGUCUGCUGGAACCAAAACGACAAAGUUCAGAUAACAACCAGGAAACAAUCAAAUACAUCAAGAAGAAGAUCAGUGGGGAUCAGUCUGCAGAGAAAAGCAUCAACCUGUUUCACUGUCUGAAUGAACUGAAUGAUGGUUCUCUGGUGGAGGAGGUCCAACAGUCCCUGAGGUCAGGACGUCUCUCCACAGAUAAACUGUCUCCUGCUCAGUGGUCAGCUCUGGUCUUCAUCUUACUGUCAUCAGAAGAAGAUCUGGAGGUGUUUGACCUGAAAAAGUUCUCAGCUUCAGAGGAGGUUCUACGAAGGCUGCUGCCGGUGGUCAAAGCCUCCAAGAAAGUUUUGUUGAGUGGUUGUAACCUCUCAGAGCACAUCUGUGCAGAUCUGUCCACAGUCCUCAGCUCUCAGUCCUCCAGUCUGACAGAACUGGACCUGAGUGACAACGACCUGCAGGAUUCAGGACUGAAGAAACUGUGUCCUGGACUGGAGAGCCCACACUGUAAACUGGAGUCUCUCAGGCUGUCAAGCUGUCUGAUCUCAGAAGAAGGUGGUGCUUCUCUGGUCUCAGCUCUGAGCUCCAACCCCUCCCAUCUGAGAGAGCUGGACCUGAGCUACAACCAUCCAGGGGAGUCAGCAGUGCAGCUUUUGUCUGCUGGACUGGAGGAUCCUCGCUGGAGACUGGACACUCUCAGGGUGGAGCCUGCUGGACAACGAUGGUUGACAUCAGGUCUGAGGAAGUAUUCCUGUCAACUCACCAUCGACACAAACACAGUCAACAACAAUAUCAAACUGUCUGACAAAAACAGGAAGAUGAAAUAUGUGAAGGAGGAUCAGUCAUAUCCUGAUCAUCCAGACAGGUUUGAUCACUGUUGUCAGCUGCUGUGUAGAGAAGUUCUGACGGGUCGCUGUUACUGGGAGGUCCGGUGGAAAGGAUAUGUUUCUGUAUCAGUGAGUUACAGAAGAAUCAGCAGGAAAGGAGAGUCUAAUGUCUGUGUGUUUGGGAAGAACGAUCAUUCCUGGAGCCUGUUCUGCUUUGGUGAUGAUGGUCGGUACUCGGUCUGGCACAAUGGCAGAAGAACAUCUUCCUCCUCCUCUUCCUCGGUCUCUGACAGAGUAGCAGUGUAUGUGGACUUUCCUGCUGGAACUCUGUCUUUCUACAGCGUCUCCUCUGACAGACUGAUCCACCUCCACACCUUCAACACCACAUUCACUGAACCUCUCUAUCCUGGGUUCAGGUUCGGGUUGGGAUCUGGUUCUUCAUUGUCUCUGUGUUGAGAUCAGUAUCAACACUUUCCUGUCAGAGAAACUGUCUCUGUUGGACAGAAAGUUCAGUCUGUUUUGAAUCUUAUUUCUCCUCCAGUCCUUUAAAGAUGGAAGUUGCCGUUGUUCAAGGAUCCACAUGUUCCAGGAUCUUUGACAGGAGCCAGUCAAAGCUUCACAGUGAACAUCAGCAUGUUUCUCUGAAGUUCAGUUCAGCCUGUGUCAUGGUAAAGGCAGGUUUAUUUAUAUAGCACAAUUCAACAGUUAUUCACAGUGCUUACACAGACAUUAAAAACAUUAAAAAGACAUUAACGAAAAAGUGCCACUAGAGGGAAUUUUAGACCAUUUCCAGCUAAUGCUGGUAUAUAAACAUGGUCCUCCAUAGAACACGCUGAAAAAGAAACAAAAAAACAGAAAACAAAUCAGGAUUUAUUUAAGUUUUAUGCAAUAUCCAUAAUUUAUAUAGGAAAAAUUAAUUGUAAGAUUAAA
Messenger RNA from Cololabis saira (Pacific saury), 3685 nucleotides. RefSeq names its product NLR family CARD domain-containing protein 3-like. The record is from RefSeq and is a predicted model, not a curated record. Lineage: Eukaryota; Metazoa; Chordata; Actinopteri; Beloniformes; Belonidae. The transcript is spliced from 9 exons. Gene Ontology annotation, molecular function: protein binding. Bases 140 to 3211 code for a protein of 1023 amino acids.